Molecule: messenger RNA, 180 nt
Organism: Cyphellophora europaea CBS 101466
Lineage: Eukaryota; Fungi; Ascomycota; Eurotiomycetes; Chaetothyriales; Cyphellophoraceae
Exons: 1
Coding region: 1-180 (59 amino acids)
Source: RefSeq, a predicted model, not a curated record
AUGGCCGACGUUGAGAAGACCCGCGCUGCCCUCCGCGCCAAGUUCGACAAGAUCACCCCCGAGGAGUUCAAGAACACCGCCGGUAACCGCGACGCUCUGUACAAGCUCGUUGUUGAGAAGCACGGUCUUUCUGAGGAGGAAGCCAAGAAGGAGGUCGAUGCCAUCUUCGCCUCUGCUUAA